Knipowitschia caucasica is the source of this 246-nucleotide messenger RNA. NCBI's taxonomy places the organism in Eukaryota, Metazoa, Chordata, Actinopteri, Gobiiformes, Gobiidae. The record is from the annotation of a GenBank genome assembly.
AUGAACACUCGUGAUCAUGUACUGUAUGUGAAGGAGAAGGUGCUGUACCUCAAUCCAUUUGGUGCCAGUCCGGGGGAGGUGAAGUGCCGCAGUGUAACCAGACCUCAGCGCCUGGCGGUGUUCCACCAUAGACCACCCCCAACAGUGAUGGCACCUCAUGUGGGGUAUUUGUUUGCAAGCUGGCUGAGCAGAUCCUUCAGGGGAGGAGGUGGAGUUCCAGCCGGGAACUCGCUGCAGCAUCCGUAA